Molecule: messenger RNA, 741 nt
Organism: Pneumocystis murina B123
Lineage: Eukaryota; Fungi; Ascomycota; Pneumocystomycetes; Pneumocystales; Pneumocystaceae
Product: TATA-box-binding protein
Exons: 5
Coding region: 1-741 (246 amino acids)
Biological process (GO): DNA-templated transcription initiation
Molecular function (GO): DNA binding; RNA polymerase II general transcription initiation factor activity
Source: RefSeq, a predicted model, not a curated record
AUGCAGAAUCCUCUUACAGUUCCAUUAUCAGCAGCAGAAGCAGCGUCAUUUAUGGCGCCGUCUUCAUUAUCAUUUCCUUCGAGUCAUAUAUUAAUGUCAGGUGCGAUGUACCCUGGAACUCGCGAUGAGAAGGGUAUGGAACAUGGUGUUUUAACAUCGUUGAAUCAGACUGCAACGAAUACGUUUGCAGGUGUAUCAGGCAUUGUGCCUACAUUACAAAACAUUGUUGCUACUGUCAAUCUUGAUUGUCGAUUGGAUCUAAAAACGAUUGCAUUGCAUGCGCGUAAUGCCGAAUAUAAUCCCAAGCGAUUUGCAGCAGUUAUUAUGCGGAUACGAGAGCCGAAAACAACUGCACUUAUUUUUGCUUCGGGGAAAAUGGUAGUUACGGGUGCAAAGUCGGAGGAUGAUUCUAAGUUGGCAUCACGAAAGUAUGCUCGAAUUAUUCAGAAACUUGGUUUCAACGCCAAGUUUACCGACUUUAAAAUCCAGAAUAUUGUUGGUUCAUGUGACGUUAAAUUUCCUAUUCGUUUGGAGGGACUUGCGUAUUCACACGGAACCUUUUCAUCGUAUGAACCAGAAUUGUUUCCCGGAUUGAUUUAUCGCAUGGUAAAACCAAAAAUUGUUUUGCUGAUUUUCGUUUCUGGGAAAAUCGUUUUAACAGGUGCUAAAGUUCGGGAAGAAAUAUAUCAGGCUUUUGAGGCUAUUUAUCCUGUACUCAGUGAAUUUAGAAAGAGUUCUUGA